AUGUCGUCCUUAGACGGCAAAACGUCAAGACGGGAAAGAGUCCUCAUCUUGGCCAGGAGGGCUGGUCUGUGUUCGUGCGUCUUUAAGGCGCCUUGUGAAGGCAACUAUGUAUACAGUAGUUGGGAAAUAAUGAACCCUAAACGACUUCGGUCUUUAAAGAUAAGAGAGAGGAAAGGGAUAGUUCUAUUCAGCAGUGGAAAGGGCUAUCCCAAAGCUAAAGGUGCACUAGAAUGUAAGACACUUGCUGUUGAAGCAGCCACGCUGUAUAAAUGA
Molecule: messenger RNA, 273 nt
Organism: Danaus chrysippus (African queen)
Lineage: Eukaryota; Metazoa; Arthropoda; Insecta; Lepidoptera; Nymphalidae
Source: the annotation of a GenBank genome assembly